CGCCAGAGAUGGGCCUGACACUUAGCCUUGCAAAGUAGAGGACGCACAGAAGUUCACAGGUUGCAUCAGGAUGUCAGGCUCUGCAGGUGCCAGCACGCUGGAACUCACUCUCGGGUUGGCGGGUGAUUGGAGGAGUGUGAGCUGUGCUUUUUCAUCCCCACAUCCCCAGCACCCAGCAUGGAGAAGGGGUGUGAUCAAUAUCUGUCGGAAAUGCAACAAGCCUCGGGAUAAACAGCCUCAUCCUGGGAUGUGCCAGACAGUGGUCAUUGUUCUAAAGUCUCGAAAAGCCCAGAGGAGAAAUGAGGAUGCAAAGAGAAAGAAAAAAACCCCAACCACAUUGCUGCAAGGAUAUCAGGAAGAGGGAGUGUCCAGGGACAGAGCAGAGCGCGCUUGUCCGAACGCCUUACUCUGGACUGGGGCUGCUUUCUGCAAGCCCGUGCGGUGCACGUGAGGAGGCUUUUCUUGCGGUGGUGAAAUCAAAUGCACCUAAGGCGUGAGUCCUCCAGAAUUUCCUCACCUGGGCAGCUUGGCCCCGGCCACCUGUGCCUUGUCCGGAGAAACUCCAACGUGCAGGGCGCUGAUGGACGAGAUAGAGCAUGACAUCAUCAAGGCUCGGCAGAAGAAGACCAAGGUGGGCUCCUUCCGAAUCAAUCCUGAUGGGAUGCAGGAGAGGAGAAAGAUCCCCCUAGCCCAGUCGGAGGCGUUCCUAACGGACCUUUUGGAGAAAGUCUGUGAGCGAAUGAACGACUACAAGCUUGAGGAAGACCCUGUGACGAAGGAGAGAACUUUCAAGAGAUUUGCUCCUAGGAAAGGAGACAAAAUAUACCAAGAAUUUAAAAAAAUAUAUUUUUAUUCUGAUGCUUACAGACCUUUGAAAUUUGCGUGUGAAACUAUAAUAGAAGAGUAUGAAGAUGAAAUAUUCUCACUUAUCGCCCAGGAGGCACACUAUCUAGCUGACAAGCUGUGCAGUGAAAAAUCAGAUCUGUGUGAAACUUCUGCUAAUCAUACUGAGCUCUAGGAGUGCCGUGCCGCUGGUGGUAGAGAGGAGUAAAGUCACACCCAAAGGUGAAGCUGAGGAGUACAUGAAACUUAAAUUAACCUUUGCAGAUUUUGAUAAAUCGAGCUUGACAAUAAAGGAUUUAAUUCCGUAUUGAGGAAAAAAGUGAACAAAAUAGGGAUUUCAUAAUGUAUGCUGUUUAUUUUAUAACAGUGCAUGUGCACAUAUACAAGUGCAGUAGCUAUCUGAUAAGAACUGGAUUUGAAUUCUCAAAUACUUGAUUGCCUAUAAAUUUAAGGAAAUACAUGGCAACAAAUUCAAAAUGUGGUCUUCUGGGUGAGAUAUGGCUAUUGGUGAAAGAAACAAACCCAUUUUUUAUCAGGAAUGAAAUUUAAAUUUUUAGAAACCACAAGUUUAAAAGCCCAUCUCUAAAAUUUAGUGGAAUGUGUAAAAACUAAUGAAUGCUUUAAUUUGUAGUAAACAAUAAUUACAUUGGCCUCUCAAACACCAGUCUGAGUUUAAGUGGUUUAGAAAGUUGAUUUAUUAUUGCAUCAUGUGUUAAAAGAUGACAUUAGUGAUUGCAUUUUGUUUUGCUCCAAACUCUUCUGGUUUGUUUGUUUUUCUUCUAAAGGUUUUUUUGGCUCACAUUUAGUGUGUUGAGUUUACUACUAAAUAAUCUACCAUUCUUCUACAGGAAUGGAAAGAGAGUUGGGACCUGGUGGGAAAUUAUCUUUUGACCACACUUAAUACACAAAGUCUAGUAACAGUUACUCCCGGAAAUUUCUUUAUCUCUGUUACAUUUGCAUUCAGUGGAAUCUGACUUUAAUGAUUAAGAAUGUCAGGGUAUAGUCUACACCAGUUUCUAAAAAGAGAUUCUCAUUGUCUUUGGUGACAAUCAAGUGGGUAGUAUGCUACAAAUUCCACCCGGAAGACCCAAAACUCUUUGCCAUAUUGUUACUUAGUUGCUUAAAAAGCACAUUAUGUGUUUAAAUCAUUCUCCUGACUCUUCAGCAGGAAACAAUUCUUAAAUUUAGGAAAAUUUACCAAAGAUAAGGGGAAGGGCUUUCCAUGCCCCCUCCCCACCUCAACUCUGAUUAAAAGUUAGUGAGUUAAUGUCACUUAAUUACUUGGGUGCUUUUUUUUUGUCUUGUCUGUGGCUGCUUAAGUCUGAUGGCUCCUACAUAACCCAACGAACUUGCACUCAAGCUGACACACGAUGGAAAUAGAACUGAAUAAUAAUUAACACUACUUUCCAGUAGGGUAGGACAAUUGUUAUUUAACACAUAGUCCCUAUAGCUUUAUUUAAACUUAUCUAGUUAAGGUUAAUUUGGCAUUUAAAGUAGUAAAUCAGGAACAUUCUCCUAACUUGGAUUUUCUUGGGAAAUGCACUAAACAGGAAAAUUAUUCCUGAAAACCUAGUGACCUUCACAGGAACAUGGUGGGACCUGUGACACCAAGUAAGCUUCAGUGAAAAAUGUUAACAGUUGUGAUUGUAGAAGUGUUGCCAAAUUUGUUUUCAUACUCUCAUUGAUCAUCAUUAAAAAUUCUGAAAUGUAGGCAAUGCUAACACUAAUUAUAGAAAUUAAGAAAAUGUGGCCUCCUGUUUGUAACUAAACGGACGUGGGGAGGUGCACCUCCUGUCACUGAGGGGUGCCUUUCAUUGACAGUGACGCUUUGCUUUGAAUGGAGAGGACGAGGAACUUUGACUUACAGCGACUAUCUAAGGUUUUGCUAAAUAUGGCAUUUCAGUUUUUCUUCUUGGAUUUCCCAUUAAAAAUAGUCUUGUAUCUUGCAAAUUUUUAAUAUCUCAUGACUUGUAUAUUUUUUCUUUCCAGAAUUUUUUCCAGCUCAAACUUGCUAAACUCAUGUAAAUAUUUGUAGCUUACGAAGUUACUGAUUCAACCCGUAUUUGAAUGGUAAUGCACAAACCACUGGAUUUCUUCUGGCUGCAGGAAGUCAGGUUUCCCUGUGGGCCACUGUUAGGUUGCGCUGCUUUUGCUAAUGAACAAUGAGAUAGAGUAGCUUCUCACUUUAGCAUCCUUCUAGCCACCUUGGUGCGUUGUAAGUCCCAUUUAUUGACCAAAACCUAAUCAAAAACAACAAGUGGGGGGACGAAACAAAAACAACAGAAAUAAAAGAAACAAGGCAACAUUAUAGUGUGAGAGAAAGUUUCUCAGAGUUGAUGAAAAGCUACCUAAUUCUAUGUCCAAAAAAAUCCCUGGGAAAACACGGGGUAGGGUGUGUAAUGCUUAUUAAAAUAAUGAGGAGAGAAGACUCGUUUGAGGCUUCAUGGUUUCAAAUUGUUCUUUUAUGAGAUGGUUGGUUUGGGUCUCCAUGAAGACAUGUGAGCCUGUUCUCAUAAAAAAAAAAAAAAAAAAAAAGACCAGAUUGGCUGAGAUGCCCACUUUAUUUUUUGUGAUGUGGAUUACUAUUUGCUAAGAACAAGCCAAGGACAAUGAAUCCAUUUACUGAGGAGUGGAGAGUGGGAUUGUGCCGAAGUCCCAAACAGGAAAGAUCAAUACUUUAUUUACUAAGAUAACCCUAAAAAAAUAGAGGCAAUACCUGGCUGUGCUUUUAUAUCUGUUUCUCGGCUUAGAUUGAUAUUUACUCACGUACGUAAUCACUAUAUCUAAAUAAAAAAUGAUAAACUAUAUAUCAAGCUUAAAAUUCAGAUUGUCAUGGAAUAUGAGAAAAGUCAUUCUCUGAUGUGAUUUUGUGGUCUGUUUUAAAACUUGGUACAAAUUUCUGAGCUAAUCUUAAAUGUGCUGAAGCUCACGCAAUAGGAUAUUGUAUAGUUUGACACCAAGAUGCAAUUAACAAUGAUACUAAACCAUCAAAAUAUGAAUGCACCUGUGAGAUACAAAUGUGUUUUUAUUAUGAUUCCCUAGCUAUAAUUUAAUUCCCCUUUAUAUGUUUCUUAAAUUCCUCAGAUUAGUUGCUUUUAGAGCAAGAAACCAAGUGGAUAAAAAGAUCAAAUACAAUAAAUGAAAUAGAAUUAUGGAAGUUGUAAAAUUGUAUUGCCCUUAAAUGACCUAGGGAAAGAUAACAGUAAAUGAUACGGCUCUCACGCGAAGUUUAACUUCUUGCCCCUUCCCCUAAAUGUGUGUUUGCUGAGGAGAGAGGCUCUGCUUUUUGUAGUCCACUUUUCAUAAUCUGCCCCAUGGGCGAGAGGUGGUGAUGAUAUUUAACAUAAUAUUGGCUCAUUCAUUUGUGGGGUCAUCACCAGAAACAUGGGGCUUUGCUUCAGAAGGACAGUUUGUGGAAGAGGAGUCUUAGAUGUCACAUACAGUUUUCUACCCUUCUGGGUUCUUCGGGAAAGUCCAAAAAUAGAUGGAUGGAUACAUAGAUAAACAGAUAGAUAGAAACAUGGAAAUGUAGCUACAUGCAUACAAAUACACAGACACGGACAUACAUAAUAGAGAGAGGACACAGGGAGAUCAGCUAGAGCUUCGAAUUUCCAGUGUGGAGAUCUCAGGGAAAAAAUAGGGUCUUUAUUUUUUUUAAUUCCUUAAUUAAAGAAUCAUUCCUAUGCUCCUUAUCUUGGAGAAUUAUCUCAAGAUUUUCAUGAAAGAAAAAAAAUUACAGUGGACGUAAAGAUUCUACCCUGCCACAGUAAGAUAUUCAUAAAACAUAUUUAAUCUAUUAUGAAGUUGCUGGAAAACAGAAAUGCCAUGAGGCUGCACUGGAACUGGCUUAGAAUCUUAUAGUAUGUGUCACUAUAUGGAACAUGGAUUUCAGUAAACCACGGAUUAAAUAAUUUCCCUCUAAAGCAUAAUAGCACAGAGUAAAAGCCCAGUACAGUAAGGUGAGCAGUUUGAUAGAUAGUCCUGUUCCCUCAAAGCCACAGGGCAGGGGGAAGUUCACAAAUCACAAGCUUAGUGAAUCCAAGAUGUGACCCAGAGGGACAUGGCCUUCCCGUGGAGCUGAUACGGGCGCCAGUAACUUCCUUCUCCUUUUGGGAUUGUUAACACACCGGCAUCUAGGGAAGGCAAGUGAUGUACUGAAGCAUUGGAUACCCAAUGUCAGCUGAUCAAGCAUGGCCAGGACUCAGAAAGAUCUGAUAUACUGUAAGUACAAAUAUGAAUAGCUAUCUCAAACUUUAUCAAUAGCAAGGUUGGCACCUGAAAAGUUAGACUGUGCUCCUGACGUUUGAUAUUAAGGGUUUGCCUCAUAGCAGCUUUCUGAACAAAUGGGAAUUUCUCUAUAGCGUAUUCUCUGAUAUUGGCCGAUAAAAGGUGACUGUAAUCCACGAGGUGACACCAUUGUCAGCAGAGACAGAGGAGAUUUCAAUCAGGAGAUUUUCAUUGUCUGAUAGAAGUAAAUCUUCAUGGCUCUGUUGUUCUUCAUCAAAGGGUGCUGAUGAAGCACCUUCAUGCCCUGUGGUUUACAGAAGAAAGCGGAGAACCAAAAAAUAGACUGUUUGGUCCCUAUUAAAAAUGGACCCUAUGUAAAGCAAUGUGGUAUUAAAACAGAGUGAAAUCUAAUACAAAUGUGGCUUCAACAAGUGUUAUUAAAUUAUUAGACCUUUAGGUAAAAACAGACCCUUGAAUUGCUUUUAUAUGCAAUCAAAGCCAAGAUGAAAUAUUAAUGCCCUAAGAUUAAAGGGUCUUGGGUGCAUGCGUGUUUUGAAGCAGUGCCCCUACAUGAUAAACAGGAAAUGUUGCAGGUUAGCUCACUUUUGCAUAUGCUGUGGAUGCUGACACCUUGACCAAUUUCGAGAGUGGAAGCCCCACUGGGAAUCCCCACUCAGUUCCAGGGAUCUGGGUCAGCUGUGCCUGGUGGAGCUGGUGUGUGCCCGUGGGUGUGCUGUGGCUCUCUCUUUCCAAACCGCAAAAAUCCCAGCCGUUUUUGUGAGCAUGCACUGGCCCUAUGGCAAGAUCCCACUGUAGAAAGAUGGCUGUGUCAAGGUUAGAAGAGAGGGCUGAUUGCAACAAAUCCCCUUCUGAAACAAAGCCCAGUAAAAAGAUGCUGUUCCGCUUACUAACGGGUGGAUGCAUGGGGGCUUCAGAAAGAAACACGUUUGAGUUUUUUGUUGUUAUUAAGAAAUGCUUUCUUUUGUACCUGAUAACUGAGUCUCAAGUCCAGGAAAACGAUAGCAUCUCUAGUUCUUGUGCUUCCCUUCUAGUAACUAGUGAUUUAUUAACAGACCAGGGGCGUUUUCUCCUGUGCACUGACAGUGUUAAGUAAGGUAUCUUUAGCCUCAUACCUCAGCCCAGGCGGCAGCAGGCGCAGAGGCCCCAGCCUGAGCCCUGCAUAGGCCGGCCGGGUGACCUAGCCCACGGCUGGCUGGCCCAGGUGGAGCCCCUGGGCACAGGCAGUGAGGGCAGAAAGCCCAGGCUGGCCGCCGCGGCAUCUGUGCCUCGAGGUCUCCUGGCUGUCCUGCAUCCCUGCUCGGGGCAGCCCAUGCCUUUGAGCGUAGGCUAUCCUCACCCCGCCAAGGUGGAUCCCAAAGGAACAGACGCCACGGCAUAGGCUCAAACAAAGCCUUAUCUCAGGGAGGAAGUGAGCCCACUGCUUCCUUCCCAUUCAUUCCCACAUUGAUUUGUACCUGGGAAAGGCCCUAGCACAGCUCAGGGCCCUUCUCGCGGCUGGCAGAAUGCGUCCGCGCUUCCUGUUAGUUAUGAGUUACCACCGUCCCCACUGGAGAAGCGCUUCUCCCUGGGCAAUGGAAUGGAACCUGUGGUGCAGAAUCCUGAGAAAGGGCUGGGGGAGCCUCCCGGUGAUCCAGUCCCGCACCCCUGGCUUGGGGGCAGUGCACCUCAGCCCCUCCAGGACUGUGGAACAGUUGGGUGGGGUCUUGCGGCUGAGCUUGGUAGCCGAUGAUGGUUUCCAAGUAACCACCGCCCCUCUUUGAGAUUCCUCUUGGUUUAAUCUUCCGCGCAGAACUCAGAUGCCUGGCGGGCGCUUCUGAGCGCCUGGCCCCCAAAGACCUGCCGUGCUCACUGUUCUGAACACACGCACCCUUGCCCUUGGCCUUUUUGGGUUUGUGCUCAAAUAAGCAAAUACUCAGGAAGCCCUAGUGCACCUCAGGCCCCGUGCUGGGCGCCGAGAAGGAUACGGGAGUGGUGCAGGCGGGGCACAGAGGUCCUCGUGGGGGAGAGGAGCCCCCGAGGUCAGACCAGCAUGGCGGGAGGGCGGCCUGCGGUGCGGCCUGGUGAGGACGUUUAGUGUGGAGGGUGGUGCUGUGCUUAGCUGGACAGGGCCUCCACCCUGAGCUGCGGGGAGAGCAGGGACCACGAAAGACCAGGGCACUGGCUGUCUGCAAUCGCUGGCACAAAACACCAAAAUGGGAGAACUUUAAGGCAAAAAAAUGUGUUCUUUGGUUGGGUGGCCUGUGGUAGCCAUGAGGGAAGGAGGCCAGGCCAAGAGCUCCAGUGAUGUCAGGGGAUAAGGGAGCCCCUUGGAGUGUCCCGCCUGAGAACGAAGGAGUAAGAUCAGUACCCGCUGGGAGGACGCAGAAGGGGCUUCCCCCACACCCUCGAUGGCAGCCCUGAACGCCUCAUCCAGCUGGAAGGACCCAGGAGGGGACUUCCCCCCACCCCACCCCGAUGUGGCCUGGAAUGCCUCACCCAGCUGGGAAGAUCCAGAAGGGGACUUCCUCUCCUCCCCUCACCCCAUGGCGGCCCAGAAUGCCUCACCCAGCCAGGCUUUGUCCUAGGCCAAAACCCAAGGCAAGUGUUCCCAGGCUGUGUGAUAGAGAACUUUUGCGGAUCUCAGGUGGGGUCUUGGUUUUGCAAGAGGACUAAGAGUGUUGGGAAUCUCUAGGCACCGCCCCCUACCCACGCCACUGCGUAGACCCCAGGGGCCGUGCCUGGAACGGGAUGUCCACAGGAAGUGCCCUCGGAUAACCCGGAGGCCUUGGAGGACAGGUGCUGUGAAACUUCAAGCUAAACACAGACUCUGACUGUAAGGUCGCUGCACCUGUCUCAGCGCGCAUGGACUUGGUGGUGGGCCUGAAGCCAAUUUGCAUCCUGAUAGCUUCCUUUUGAAAGCCCGGCCUAGGGAGUGUGUCUCCAACACAGGCUGGUACCUGAGGGUCCUGGGUCAGGGGAUUCUCUCCUUUCAAGAUGUCACUGCCACUGCGUGGAGCUCCUCACUGAGGCCUGCUUCAUCAGCCGGCUCAGCCUCCUGCCUCGUGCCCACCGAGGGGACGUUUCUGAUUCUUUCUACUGCAUCCACUUCAGAGACCAAUGUGGUCAUCUGAGCCUCCUCCCCUGCUGCAGACGCACCUGGACUGUCCCAGUUGCCCUCCCCAACCCUUCAGAGGAGCAGGGUGGGCCUGUGUGGGCCUUGCUCUGGGGAGCCUUGGGACUCUGCUCCUCUGGAGGGAUAUUUAGACCAGAGCACGCCCAGCCUGGAUGGGGCAGGCGGCCUCUACCACUUCAGGCUGCUCGGGCAGGAAAACUGCAGAGGAAAAGGGCUGCCACCCUCUUUAGCUUGGGUUUCUUAUUUAAAACCAGAUGAAACAAAAUGAAAAUUGGAAAAAAAAAUAUUUUUUUUUCUUAUAAGAGAAAUACAAAUAUUUAGAAAACACAGAUUUUAAAAAUAUGAAAAUAAAGUCUCCAAAUUUCAUCACCCAGAUAAUUGUUUACAUCAUAUAAUACACAUGCAUAUCUGUGAAUACACGUGUGUGUAUAUACACACAUCUGUAAAUUAGAUUAUAUCUUAUCUACCAUGUUAUGACCUGUGGCCUUUCCACUUGGUGUAUUGUGAAUCUGUCUUCAUGUCACUCAGAUUCUUCUACAGCAUAAAAUUUAAUGGCUGCAAAGUGUUUAUUUCACGUGCAAGCCACAUUUAUUUAACAAGUCUCCUGUAUUAGGUCAUUUCAAUUGUUUUCAUGUGUUUAUUAUUGAGAACAAUGCAGAGAUUAAUUUUUGUAAGUGAAUAUUUAGCAAAUUCAAGAACAUUUCCGUCAGCUAAAAUUGCAGAGGUGGAAGGCUCCCAGGGGAAGUCAGUGCUGGGAAGGUGGUGACGGUGGGAGAGGCUGGCUCAGGGCAGGCCAGGCUUCCACCCGUGGUGCCAGGUUUCUUGCUGCUCUAGGAAGGUCUAGGGAGACUUGGAGCCACAUUUCCAGUGACGCUGAGUCCUCCAGGGAGACCUGGCACCGCGCAGGUGAGGAGGCAGAAGAGUCCUGCCCGUGGGAAAGUCCCAUCUUCUGUUCCAGGACAGGGAACCGGGACGGACCCGAACCGCGCCCCGAACCCGCCGCCCGGGCUCCACAGCAGGCCUGUUUGCUGAGCCUCGGCUGGGUGAGCCCAGCAGCCACGGCUCCUGCUAGCAUGGCCACGGUGGUGAGCUCAGCACUGCCCUUUACAGUUUAUACGUCCCUCCCGAGGGCACUAUUUUAUGUCAUCCUUGCAACAAUUUUGUAGAGAAAUGCCAUUGUCAUCUCCAACUUGAGAAGAACAGACUAGGGUCUGGAGACUGACAAAUGGCGCGGGUCAAAGGCCAGGUUCCCAGCUCUGCAGCACGUGCGUGCCUCCCUUGAGGGACCGCUCAGGCGGAGAAAGACCCCAGACCUGGGCUUCCUGCCCUCCCUGCUGUCAUGGGCCAGACCCUGUAAAUGCAGUGGUUGGACCAGACAGUGCCUGCGGCCCUCAGCUCUGACGCGGGAGCAGGGUGUCAGGAGGUCCAGGCUGCAGGGCUCUGCACUGGGAUGUGGUGGGGUCACACAUCAGCACUGCAGCAUUUCCUUUGAGAAGACCAUGAUUUUCUGGGCAGCCCGGUGGCUGCUUAUUAGGACAGGCUGGACAUGGGCUUGUCCAUAGUGACAUCUCUCUUAAAUAUCGUGGUGUGAACAUGUAUGCAAACAAGAGGCAGGAGUGCACCCUGAGAAACACAUACCGGACCGGUGUGCUGGGGGCGCAGCGUCGUGGCUUCAGCAGAGCAGACCAUGGAACCAGCACUCGCUCCAAGGCCUCCGCGGCAGCACAAGGCAUUCGGGGUCCCUGAGGCCCCACAUGGCCUGGUGGUGGGGAAGAGAAACAGCGCCCACAUGUUACCGGUGACCCAGGGAGGAACGUAGGGCCAAGUGCGUCAGAAAUGCUCCCGGGGGGACUGACUCCUUUGAAUACAAAUAAUUUUGGGGUGUGGCCACAGGAUCAAGCCCUUUACCUGGCACAGCUAUUGAUUGUGUGGAUUCUUCAGCGUGGUAGCGGUGAUUUGUUGACCUUACCUUUCCUCUGUUUUUUUUUUUUUUUUCUCUAGAGAGCUGACAUCCUUUUAGCAAAUACUCAUUUUGCCUUUCCAUAUUCCUGUAAACCAGAGCUUCUUCACCUUUCUUAAUGCCAUGGAUCUUUUUGGCAGCUGUGGGAUGCCUACUGACGUACCCUUCUGAGAUGAAUAUAUUUAAAUGUAUACAAUAAGAUACACAGGAUUUCAAAGGAACCAGUCAGAUUUAAAUAGUUACAAAAUGUAUUUUCAUUGUGAUGCAUCUUUCUUUACUCAUAUCUUUAAUAACAAGAUCUAGCAGCAGGUCUAUGGGAAAUUUUAAAGUAGUGACGAGCAGAAAUGAUAUUUGGAGAUAUCUGUAGGUAUAACAUGACAUGAAAAUAUCUGGUUUAAAUCAGCCGCAAUGUCACAGGCGCUGCUAAGUUAAACGGUGCAAGGGUUUGAUGUCUACUUCAUAAUAAAAAGAAUCAGUGGAUUCCAGUUAGAGAUGCACUACCAAAAACAAGGAUGAACUUUUCCCAUCCAAGUUUACAGGAUCCAGAUUUAAAACUCCUGCUUUAAAGUAAACAGAAAUAAGUAAUCCUGUUUAGAGGAACCCAAAGCACAGAGAGGCUGAGUGUUUGGCCCAAGACAACACAGCAAAUUAGAGCUUCUGUUGAAUACAUUGCCUGGCCGGUGCCGUCCUCAUUUUUCCUCAUUAACUUUUUUGUAAGUGAAUAUUUAGCAAAUUCAAGAACAUUUCCGUCAGCUAAAAUUCCAGAGGUGGAACGCUUUUUUUCCUCAUUAACUCUUGGUCUUAAAAUGAACACUAAUCCGGAAGUUUCAUCCUAAAAUGCUUCCAAAAAGAUUAAUUGACUACAUUUACUACUUAAAUGAUGAAGACUACUGGUGAAUUUACAAGACUUUUAAAAGAGCAUUUUAGAAAAUAGGAAAAGGGUUAUAAUUUACAAUUCAAACGCAAAUCACAUGCAGAAUUGUUCAAUUAGGGGAGGAUUAGAAGAUUCAUUUUUAUCAGGGAAAAUCUUGAAAAUCCAAUGUCCAGUGAUCAUUUUGGUCACAUGAUAAAAUUAGUGACAAGACUGAAGAAAUCCUUCAGACCAACAUCCACACUUAAAAGAAAUGGACAUUUAUACAUAAGUUAGCUGUAAGCUCCACUUAUUGUAUUUUGAUGGCAAAGGGGACCAUGACCAUUGGAUCCUUGGGUGCCGAAAUAGUUCACAAAAUAAAGUGCUCUGGAGGAAGUGGUCUCCCCAAAUACAGAUUGAUGUCAUAGACUUCUAGAAAUGGAUACCAAAUAGAAUGGAACAGUCUGUGGUUAUUUCCUCAUUUAACUAACAAUCUAAAUGAAAGGAUGGGCAAUGUGACUCUUCACUCUGU
Messenger RNA from Symphalangus syndactylus (siamang), 11545 nucleotides. RefSeq names its product canopy FGF signaling regulator 1 (gene CNPY1). Gene Ontology annotation, cellular component: endoplasmic reticulum. Lineage: Eukaryota; Metazoa; Chordata; Mammalia; Primates; Hylobatidae. The record is from RefSeq and is a predicted model, not a curated record.